CUCGCACCUGCAACGCGACAGACCUAUUCGUGGAAAACUGUGUCACGGGAAAUUGGAUCGCAGAUAUUCCGCUCGGGGUAUUCAAUUCUAAUUACUAUACUCGAUGGAAGGAUUUGGAAUUGUCGCCGCUGGAAAUUGAUGCUACUGACAAUGAGAACGAAUUUUUCCUAUCUGGGUCAAAUAAAAGGUUGAGGGUCUGUUUGGAUAAAGAUAGAGGCUCGAAAUUUAUUUACAUUCAAAGGAAAUGACUGACCAAUCGUACUAAUUGUAAUCAGCCGAGUCAAAAUAAUGACGAACAAUGGAAAGAUUUAUUGCUGGAUAUUGAUGCAAUUGGAAAUGAAACAAAAGGUUAAGGGUCAAUUUGAAUAGACAAAGUCUCGAAGCUUGCUUGCAUCGAAAGGAGAACAAUGCGGCCAAGAGUCAUCUGGAAACUUACAGGAUUGAACAGAAACUUUCAGAAACUUCGUCAGAAACAGUAGCAAUUGUAAUUAUCUACGUUGAAAGAACGAAAGGCUCGGUGGAAGGAUUUAAAAUCGUAGUUAAUGGAAAUCGAUGUAACCUGGAAUGAAUUUUUCAAAUGUGGGUCAAAUAAAAAACCCAGUGGGAAGUCAAGAGUCAGUUUGGAGGCUUAUUUGCAUUCAGAGAGAAAAAGUACCGAUGAGAAGAGUUAGACAGAAAGAUUCCUGCAAUUUGAAGACGAAGUUAGAUGAAGGAGAUGAGUCUUCCGGUGUACAACAAAUUGGGGUUCGUUUCCUCUUAAAAUUCUGUCGAUGACAAUGUCAUCGAACAUAUAAGCAUUCCGGCGUGAUUCGAUUUCGGAUUCGUUUGAAUAGAAGUUUGGAGGCCGAUCCCUCUAAAGAUAGCAGUUCGAAGGUCUUCGCGAAAGAAUUUGGCUGAGCCAUUUUGGGAAGUUCGCGAGGGGAAUUAGGAAACGACACACAGGAGCCUUCGACAAAUUUUUCAGGAUACAACAAAGAUUAUCUAUAACAUUGUUUAACGUUGUUUCAACGAACAACGCGAAAGUGUGCUUCAAUUUCACGCGCAAAAAAUUGCGGUAAAAAGGGGUGUUAUCGAAAGGGUCUCGUUACGUACGAAUAAUGCUACCUUUCAUAACUUCCUUCCCUGCCUUCAGACGGAUAAAAACAUCUGUAACUCCAAGUGUGUUUUCGAAGAAACUACGUCUCCAUUGAUUAAUUGCACGUUUCGAGACUCUGCUAACUUGUCGAUCCGAGACGCCAUCAGAAAGAAAAGGGAAUCGUCAAAAGGAGAUAUUCAAAGAAGAAUGGACAUAUGGAAUAAAUUUAACCAAUCAUCGGGAGAAGAUUGAAGAAUACCGGAGCGACAGGAGUUUCUCGUACAAGAGGUCACGAUGGCAGUCGUCUCUAUGAUUUUCGGCCCGUAUGUUCACAGACAACCCCUCGUAUUUCUCGUUGUCGAGCGGUGCAGCGUCGUCGUCGACGACGCCGACGUCGACAACGAGCCUAGCCUUUUCACCGCCUUCUAAAGGGCCCUCUGGCCUGACGGCCCUUUUCCGAAGACGGCCCUGUAAGAUGGGCGCAACUUCGUCGGCGAGUGUACUCUCCACGUCGACGACCAGCACCCUGAUGCACCAGGAGAGUAAUCGGAGCAGUACGUCAGGUAAUUCGACGCCCUCGACGCCCACCGAAGAACGCGUCCCGAUGCUGCCUAGAAAUGGGAUGCCUCAUUGCGGAAACGGACCUCCUUCGAAUCAAAGAAGAAGCUUCAGGAACCUCUUCAGGUCUGUCAGCGCGAAUGCGGAUAACGAGAGGACUCAACAAUUCCUGAAGGGCGAUCCACGACCUUCUGACGUCGCGCCACCUUCCCCGUAUCUGCCUCAUAGGUCGCAUUCUCAUUCUGAAAACGACAGGAGACGACCAGGACGAAGUAGAGCGGUGCUCAAGUCAGCCAGCGAACUUUUGUCCAACGAUAUGGUGUACUGUGGCUUGGCUAGGGACAGCCACGAUCAUAACAAUGUCGAUGACAAUGAUCACGACGAAGACGACGACGACGAGGAUGAUCAGGACUCGAGCGAAGUAUUCGUGGGUGUCGACGAUGCUAGGUAUUACAACCUGUCAGCCACCCUGCCGGCCGCAGGCUCGGCAGCAGCAGGACGAAGGAGACACUCGAUCGGCACGUUUCUAGGCAAAGAUCGAGCUACCUCGACUAAAGAUAGUCAUGGUAGAAGGCAACCGCAAGGUUCAACAGCCCUUGUAGAACCAAACACGAUGGCACCACCUGUACCAGUUGACACAGUGGACGGUGUUCAUAUAGAGGACAGAGCAACGAGAUCCUGUAGUAGGACCAGGCGUAGACGUCAUCGUAGCUCCUCCAGUAGGGGGUCCCGUUCAAGCGACCGGGUUGUCCAAGCUCGACUCUCAUCCCGAAGAUGACGUGCUCUUCGUGUCCAGCAAAGAUAGCGAAAUUUCGAGUCUAUGGGUGACUUAUCUCACGGCUUGUUUCGAACAGAUCAGCAGACAGCAGGGCCGACCGCCUUUCAAAGUUCGUCACCUCACAGUGGAAGAAUGUAUACCAGCCGGUGGCGAGGAGAGGAUUCGAUCUGCUCGUCUGCAGAUCGUUGUCGUGUGUCCAGUACUCCUGGAACGGAGACAAAGUCGUCCUGAACAAGCGCAAAGUCUAUCCAGGCUACUGCUCCCAGACAAGGUCCUCGCGAUGAUGCUAGGUGUCCACGACAGCCACAUCCAACGACAGUCACAAGUCCAUCCUGUUCUCGUAUAAUCAAUGGAGGAAAUUCUCGUGAAGGAUCAGGAUGAGACUUUCGUCGGUGAAUUGUUUAGGCGCGGGCUGUUGGUAUCCUUGGCACCACCCCGCCUCCUGCGUUGAGGAGCGACAAAACAGCCUUCUCUGUGCAUCCGAAGAAAGUUA
Molecule: messenger RNA, 2904 nt
Organism: Osmia bicornis bicornis
Lineage: Eukaryota; Metazoa; Arthropoda; Insecta; Hymenoptera; Megachilidae
Exons: 7
Coding region: 1401-2411 (336 amino acids)
Source: RefSeq, a predicted model, not a curated record